Messenger RNA from Sclerotinia trifoliorum, 1962 nucleotides. NCBI's taxonomy places the organism in Eukaryota, Fungi, Ascomycota, Leotiomycetes, Helotiales, Sclerotiniaceae. The record is from the annotation of a GenBank genome assembly.
GAAUUGAUUGACUACCUACGUGGUAGUACCUACCUAUUUAUCUACUGAUGCCUCACAUCAUUCACUCAUCAACACAUGCUUCAUACUUUAUACUUCAUACUUCACAAGAAAGCCUUUUAUCGCCAUCCACCCCGAUCUUAUCGAUCCUUUUCAUCUGAUCUUCGUAUUGCUUGUGUCUCUCUCAUACCAGCAUACCGAUCUUCCCGAAUCACAAAGUUCGACUUUGUCUGUUCCCUAAACUUCCGUUUCUCCUAAACAAUCCUCCUAUCUGGAUUGAUCAGUCACCACUUUAGCCAUGGAUUUCCAGCAUUCAUCCUCCGAAAUCAACGGUGAAAGAGAUCCGAAGCAUGAUAUUAUCGAAGAAGAAGUCGAUCUCUAUAUGGCUUCUUUCAAAAUUGAUGCGAAUGAAAAACAUGACUUCUAUUAUGAGAAAAAGAAGCGUGCCGACGAGUGUCAAGAGGAACACCAGAGGAUGAAAAGGAAAUCCAAUGAUGCUGAAAAUAUUUUACAAAUAAAGCACAAAUCUCAAUUUUUUCAGCAGCUUAUAGUGAGUAACUUAUAGACUCCCGUUGCUGAUGAUCGAUUAUACUAAUUUAUUUUGUAAGAAAACUGAUGUUUCGUCAACACGAAGACUCACUCAGCCUGCAUAUGUUUUCGAAAAAUUUCCCCAUCUUCCCCAGGAACUUCAAAUCAUCAUAUGGCGCAUGGCGGCAGAGGACAAGAAUACUGACCGUUAUUCUUUUGUGAAUUAUGGAAACCAGGAUGAUAUUCAUAGGCCGUUCCAUCGAGGUGUUUCCAGCGCCAUAGCAACUAAAAACAUCAACUACGAACCGGUAGAGCCGGGAAACAAGCCCUCGGGCAAUAUAUACAUCCCAGCUGUACUUCAUGCAUGUAGGCUUGCGCGGGACGUGGCUGAAACAGUGUACACAUGCCUACCGAUAGAUUAUGGUGAGACAACCACUUACGAAGCUCUCUCGCGACAGGCCUAUUUUGACCUGGUUAAUGACGAGUUCUUAUUGCCGUGGAAAAUGGUUUUACCCAGGCUUCGGUGGAUAGAGCAUCGAAUUAUUGUCGACCUUCUGAUCAAACAUCACGCCACUAAGGGCCAAUGGGAAAGUCUACCAGCAACAUUAAGGAAACAUGUUGAAAGUUUGUUGAAGAUUCGAAAUCUCCAAAUGGACCUACGUACCUUUUACAACGUUCCUCCUCAUAUCUGGGCAGAGUUUUCGAUGCUUGAAUGCUUGACAAUAUUGAUCUCACCAACGAACAGCAUAGGAGAUGUUUCUGUGCAGGACCGCACUUUCAAGCCCAAGCCUGGUACUAAAUUUGGUAAACGUGCUGACUGGAUAUGGGGCUACUGCUACAAAUUACUGAACAGUGUCAAAAAGGAUUUCCCCAACUGGAGACAUCCCAAGAUCAAGGUUCUCCUAAUCGACGAUCCGGAAUGUGAAGAAACUUACGAAGAGGCAAACCCUGAGGAAUACGAUCAAGUACAUCCAUCUCCUCCUCCUGGGGAUAAAUUGCAUAUUCCAUUUCCAGGUUGGCUUGAUCAUUACCAAACGUUUAUCUAUCCUACACGGAAUAAUAAUGUGUAUCUGCCUGAGAAAUCGGAACUUGAUGAAGGCGAUGAUUUUGAAUGGUAUAGAAUGCAGAGACUGCCCAAAUUUUCGCUUGAAGUAACAAAGAAAGACUUGCAGUUUGGGCAACAGUGGCCAUUUGAUGAGUAUAAUUAUUGAUGUAAGUGAGGGGUCAGGCUAAGCAUAAUUGGAGUCCUCAUAAUCGUCACAUCAAAGGAGUUUGAAGUGGCUCGAUGUGAGAUGUUGUGUCUAGCUAAACAUUGGGGAUAUUUUGAAAUUUUCAUAUUUCUUCUAUAUUUGCGAAUAUUUCCUAACACAGGGGGCUCAUAUAUUGGGGGACACGGGCGGGGUAAUCGGCGGAUCUUUGCAAGAUGAAGUAAUGGGC